This is a messenger RNA of Myzus persicae (green peach aphid), 969 nucleotides long. Its product is annotated as myeloblastin-like. Gene Ontology annotation, biological process: proteolysis. Lineage: Eukaryota; Metazoa; Arthropoda; Insecta; Hemiptera; Aphididae. The transcript is spliced from 4 exons. Gene Ontology annotation, molecular function: serine-type endopeptidase activity. The record is from RefSeq and is a predicted model, not a curated record. Bases 1 to 969 code for a protein of 322 amino acids.
AUGCGUAUUGCACUAAUAAUUUCAUUACUGACGAUUAAAGUGUUGACAUUUGAACAUAACGUAACCAAUCACACUCCCGAAGGACUUAUAUACCACGGUGAAAGGUAUAAUGUAAAUGAAUAUCCGUUCAUAGUUACCAUUACAAUAGCGUUUCCUCGUAAUUCUAAGGAGACAUGUACAGGUACGCUGGUAAACAAAUGGUUGGUAUUGACUUCUGCUCACUGUGUUUACGAUAUAGACAAAUACUUUAUCAAAGUAUAUCAAGGUACAUGGGUACAAAAUAAAAUAUCAAGAAAUGUAAUUUACAAGUUCAUACACGAAGACUAUAACCCUGAACAUAAUAAUAAAUUUAUAAGUGGAGAUGUUAGUGUAUUGCAAAUAAAUAGACCGUUUCCGAAAAUAAAGAAAUACAUAAAUAUAGGUGGCACUCCUGAUGAUUUCUUCAAUGAAAACAUCCUCGAUUGCAUAAUUAUUGGGUUUGGCUUGAUUGAUGAAAAAACUGUGGGCGUUGAAGGAUUCCAGAGUCGUGUUAAGGUCAAACACGGUAGAACAGCAUGUCGAGGAUUCAACAGUGAAAUUAUAAGAAACACAUGGGAUCAAUAUUUGUGUACGAUACCAGGUGACAAUGCGACUUGUCUAGGAGACAACGGUGGUCCGAUGAUUUGCGACGGCUUGCUAUAUGGAAUAUGUAGUUUUGCAAUUAAUUUUUAUGGGGAUAGUGAGACAAUGUGUGGCAGUAAAAAUGUACAGGUUGUUCACUUGUUCAUCCACUAUUAUAGAAGAUGGAUAGAUGAAGUUAUAGAAAUGGUUAUGGGGAACCCAGAGUCUACAACGGAAAAACCGGACUUUAUGACCGAAGAAUCAAAUAAGCCAAAGAAGAAGAAGAAGAAGAGUGCUGGGGAAUCGAUUAAACCACACCCCACACUGUAUACGAUUCCAGCAUUAUUAUUUUAUAAUAUUGUUCUUUAA